Molecule: messenger RNA, 1755 nt
Organism: Haliotis rufescens (red abalone)
Lineage: Eukaryota; Metazoa; Mollusca; Gastropoda; Lepetellida; Haliotidae
Product: E3 ubiquitin-protein ligase TRIM56-like
Exons: 3
Coding region: 414-1583 (389 amino acids)
Biological process (GO): protein polyubiquitination; negative regulation of translation; proteasome-mediated ubiquitin-dependent protein catabolic process
Molecular function (GO): translation repressor activity; ubiquitin protein ligase activity; metal ion binding
Source: RefSeq, a predicted model, not a curated record
GACGGGAGUCCAUGCAUGGCACGCAACGAUUCUGCUGUGAUUUAGAGAGAACGUCUCGUGGAUUUAUUGCUGGGUUAUAAAUUGUGUUUGGAGGAGAGCAGUUCAAGUUAUGAAACACUGCAGUAUAUCACUAGGCUGGUGUCGAUAAUAGCUUUUUGGACUGAACUGAACUGUAACUUGAGACCACGCUGGUAGAACUUGGAUAUGAGGAUAAUCCUGUCUUGUCAACAUACAAUAUAUGGGCGGUUCUAUUGAACGGAGAAUCUUUUAAAUCACCUUGCGUUGGAGCAGUGGUUGGGGUUCCCCGCGUAUCAGGUCCACGCCAAUGCUCUGAGAGGACUGUCACCUGGUGGAGUCUGUGAGGUGGUGGACUUCAGUGUGUAGGCUAGGAACAAUGAUUGACAAGUGAGACAAUGGGAUGCACAUCGUCAAGAACUCUUUCAGCUGAGGACCAGUUAAACUCACGAGACGAAAGUACCAACUGUCCGAUAUGUUUAAACUCGAUUAAACAGCCCAAAACACUACAGUGCCAGCAUGCCCUCUGUUCACGGUGUCUUCAACGCUAUAUCAACAGCCUCGAUAAUACAGACAAGCUAAGGGGGUUCCCCUGUCCCAUCUGCCGGAAGCUGACCAUCAUAGCCAAUCCUGACACGCCACGUCAGACAUGGGUUUCGCAGCUUCAAGAAUCUGAACAAGUAGAACCAACACCGGUACAGAACAGAAGUUCCCGCCUAGUCGAACCCAAUACUGCCAUACAUCCGUCACGUGCACGUGACAAUGACGUCAUCAAGUCCAAAGUGAGAGGCGAGUCCUUUGAUCCUCUGAUUGUUGACAUCGUUGUUGUUGAUGUUGAUGAUGUAGCUGUGGUCGUGGUAGCCGACUUCAACAACAAGUCGCUCAAGUCGCUGUACAGACAACGAGGACGAGAUGAGUUCUCGUCUCUUUCACUUGAGUCCAACCCGUUCUGUGUGGCCUUGGUAUCUGACCGCACGGUGGCCUUGACCUUGCCUUGGUCAGACAAAAUAUGCAUAACGGAAGUCACCCCGGACCUUCGCGUAAGCAAAAGCAUUGAAACUGACAAAGCUUAUUAUGGGAUUGCGGGGAUUGAUGAGGAUUGUCUUGCCGUGAGCACGACCUGGCAAACGCCAUGUUCCGUCGACAUCAUAGAUCACAGCGGAAGAGUCAUCAAGACCAUCGACACCACCGACUACGGUGACAGUUUGUUCUCCGAUCCGUGGUACAUGGCUGUCACGCCCUCUGGUGACAUUCUUGUGUCAGACUGUCAAGAACAGUCACUCUUGUGUUUAGAUCAAAGCGGCCACACCAGAUGGCGCUUCAAGCCUCGUGGGGAGGGAAUGUUGAAAAUCCCGGCAGGUGUUGCUUGCGACAUUGAGGGCAACAUUUACCUGGCUGAUACCGACCGACAUUGUGUCCUGACCAUUGACGAACAUGGCCGGUUUCUGCGGGAGGCGGCUUCAAGCGCCGACGGAGUUGAACGUCCACGGUGUGUUACCGUCACGGACGCAGGGCGCAUGUAUGUCACAAUGGAAAAUGGGGAUAUUAGAAUAAUUAACUUGAGGUGAAUGAUUACACAGAUGGCAACACAGACAUGACGAAAUAUACUGAAAUGCAUUUUUGUUAGAAAUCACUUAGAUGUACAUGAGUGAGUGAGUGAGUAUGGUUUCACAUCGCUUUUAUCAAUAUCCAAGCAAUAUCAUGGCGCGCGAAACCAGAAAUGGACUUCACACAAUGUAC